AAAAUACAAGAUGGUAUAGCCACAUAUCAGAAUGUGGUUUCUUCUUUGAAUGCAUCUGGUGAAGCCAUUACAAGUCACUGUAAUCCAGUUGAUGCUCAGUUAUUGAGACACAAAUUAGAAGCACUCAAUACACGAUGGAAGAAAGUUUGUGCAGAGGUAUCUGAUAGAAAAGAAAGGUUUGAAAAAGAGACAAUAGAACAAGAAGACUUUCAAGAGGAUUUAGAUGAUUUAAUGUUUUGGUUAGAUGAAUGUGAAGGAAUGAUGAACAGACCAUUACCAAUUCCAGCAGAUGACCAAUCACUUCUUGAUUUAUUGGAAAAAGUCAGGGACAGAGAAGAUGAACUUGGUAAUCGUAAAGAUUGCUUGACAGUGGUAGUUCAGAAUGGUGAUAAGUUGGUCAAACAGAUUGGAUCACCUUCUUCCAAUACAUUACAAAUACAAAGACAAUUACAUACUAUUAAUAAUAGAUGGGAUCAU
This is a messenger RNA of Saccoglossus kowalevskii, 477 nucleotides long. RefSeq names its product dystrophin-like. NCBI's taxonomy places the organism in Eukaryota, Metazoa, Hemichordata, Enteropneusta, Harrimaniidae. Gene Ontology annotation, cellular component: plasma membrane. Gene Ontology annotation, biological process: synaptic signaling. The record is from RefSeq and is a predicted model, not a curated record. Gene Ontology annotation, molecular function: protein binding; zinc ion binding.